AUCACAGUAUCGUAGAAUAAUCAAAACACACCACGCGAAUUAAAGCCACGAUCAGAGAGCUGUCAGCUGAAACGUCAGACGCGGACUGGCGGGCUUGACUGACUGACCCAGUGGAGUUCUACCCCGCGAACCUCGCGAUCCCCACGCCGCGACACCGGGUGUAAACAAAACAUGCUCAACUGGUACUUCAGAAGGUCGCGCAAGACACCGCAUACUGGGAUUUAAAAGAAAAGCUGCAGCAGGUCGAAGGCAACCAUGAGCGUUUGCAGCAAAACAUGGUGGAAGUUCAAAUGCAGCACGAAUCUAUUUCUGGCCAGUACCAGGAUGAACUUAGACUCCGUCCCGAUACUUUGAAUAAGCUAAGCAGUACACGUGAGAUAUGUGACGUGCUGGAAGAGUACAGUGAGCGUCUUAAAGAUACACUAUCCCGGUGCAAGAGUGACCAGGCGAGUCUGUAUGAGGCUUAUCAAAAGUCGGGCAAAAUCGUGCGUGAUAUGAAACAGCAACAUGAAAGAAAUGAAGAAAAAAAUAUGCAACUUAUAAACAAUUUAAACGAGAAAGUGGCAGCAUCAAAUGAGCACCAAAAUAAGCUGAUCGAGUUUCUCACCGCUGCAAAACAACAAGUAGAUGCGGAUCACUGUGAGACUAAGAGAUGUUUACUUGAAACUCGGCGACAAAAGGAUGAACUAUCUGCCUCUAUCGCCGAAAUAGGAUGUCGUCUUGAGCAGGCGAAGUAUGACAUACAGAUGAAAGACGCAGCUUUAACAAAAAUUAAGCAAGAGACGAAUCAAUUGAUUCAACAGUUAUCUGCACAGAAUGACGAGCUGAAUAAUAAGAUCAAUCAUAAGGACAAAGACCUGGCAGAAGCUUUGGAAACUAUAAAGGCAUUGCAAGGGGCUGUAAGCAACCAAGAUGUCUACGCAGCGGAGCUACGUGAACAACAUUCUAAAUUGCAAGAUCAGCUCGCCUACUCUGAACAGUGCCUACAAGCUGCUGAUGAGGAAAAGAAGCAACUGCUCGAAGCUAUUCAGAAUUUAACUGAUGGAAAAGAUAAUCUCAAGAAUAUGGUAGCAGAUCUCACAGCUUCUAAGGAGCAACUCGAAAAUAUAGUUAAGGAUAAGGAGGAGGCAAUCCAGAAAGCAGCUACGGAUAUAGAAAGUUUGGAGUUAAAGCUAAUGAAGAUAGAAUCAGAAAAGGAUGAUUUAGCUACAGAGCUUGCAAAAGUUCAAAAUCUCUGCGCCAACCAUGUUUCUGAGAUUGAUGCGUUGCAAGCUAGCUGUCUUCAACUGCAAAAUAAUAUUCAGAAUACUGAGACUGAGUUCAAAGAUUAUAGACAAGAAAGCGAAGGCAAGAUCAAGGAGCUAACAGUUGCCAUUGAUAUAAAAGAGAAAGAUCUCGACACGAAGGCAUGCACGAUCGCACAGCUCAUGUGUGAGGUAGGCACUGCCGGAGAGACUGCAGCUAGGCUCGAAGCUGCUCUGCAGAAGCUGAAGAUAGAAGCUGACUUGGAACGACAAGCUGCAACUGAGAGGGACGCCCAUCAUAAGCGACAACUUGAGCAUACUCAGACGCAAGUGGCUGAAAAAGAAAACGAAUUAUCAAAACAAAUGACCAUUAUUCUCGACAUGAGAAGCGAAAAGGAUCGUCUCCAGGAAAAGAUCCAAAGCAUGCAGAAUAAAAUCGACAACAUCCAGAAGGAGCUGUCCGAACCACAGCCACGCGCGCCCAUCGGAGACGCCCCAGAGCUCGAUGACAACGCCGUGGCGUUCGCUCCUACUCCCCGACCACCUCCAAGCAUUAAUGCUAAACAGCAUGGCAUAAUGAAGUCCCCCAUUCUGAAGCCUCAGAAGAAGAACAAGCUCCCCGAGAAUGGCAAGCUCGACAGCAUGCUGUUUAGCAUGUUCAGCGACACCAGCAUGGAUGAAGAUAGCAACAUGAUUGACCGUCGUGAGGUAGAUCGCCGCUUUGAGGCACUGGCACGAGGGGAACCGCUACCGCCUACUUCUAUCAACUCGCUCAAACGACGCAAAUUGCCCAGCGGUGGACUCCGACCCAACGAUGAAGAAGACAUGUCCCUUUCACAAAUAAAGCAAACUAUGAAGCACAAGGAGCCAAGAAAAUUUUUCAAGAAUGUGCGAGCUGGCAAUAAGAAAUAGAUUUUUUUUUCAAUUAUCUUGUCAAUUCUUUUAUUAUAUUCUUAAUUUUCUCCAGUAAAUGAUUUAU
Molecule: messenger RNA, 2223 nt
Organism: Amyelois transitella
Lineage: Eukaryota; Metazoa; Arthropoda; Insecta; Lepidoptera; Pyralidae
Product: putative leucine-rich repeat-containing protein DDB_G0290503
Exons: 14
Coding region: 276-2156 (626 amino acids)
Source: RefSeq, a predicted model, not a curated record